Messenger RNA from Folsomia candida, 1557 nucleotides. It is a transcript of the gene PhKgamma, whose product is annotated as phosphorylase b kinase gamma catalytic chain, skeletal muscle/heart isoform. Gene Ontology annotation, molecular function: ATP binding; calmodulin binding; phosphorylase kinase activity. The record is from RefSeq and is a predicted model, not a curated record. Gene Ontology annotation, biological process: glycogen biosynthetic process; protein phosphorylation. NCBI's taxonomy places the organism in Eukaryota, Metazoa, Arthropoda, Collembola, Entomobryomorpha, Isotomidae. Bases 150 to 1316 code for a protein of 388 amino acids. The transcript has 10 exons. Gene Ontology annotation, cellular component: phosphorylase kinase complex.
AAAUAGUCCUGUUGUAUAUAAUUAUCAUCAUUAAUUGUCCUUGUUUAUCUCAUGUUUAAAUGUGCCUUCUGGUUAAAUAAAUCAAGGUUUACAUUUUAUUUGAAACAAAUAUUAUACAAUUGUUUAUAUUUUUAAUUAAACUUAUCGAAAUGGCACGCGACGAAAAUGACGACAUCCUUCCUGACCACGACGCGGCGAAAGAAUUUUAUGCCAAAUACGAACCAAAAGAGGUUUUGGGACGAGGCGUAAGUUCGACGGUGCGGCGCUGCAUAGAGAAAGAAACUGGGCGAGAGUACGCGGCGAAAAUAAUUGACCUCAGCAGCGAAGAUAACAACACGGAGAGUAUCCGAGAAUCCACUCUGAGUGAAGUUCACAUCUUACGAAUGGUCGCAGGUCAUCCGCACAUUAUCGAGCUUCACGACGUCUUUGAGUCGCAUACCUUUAUCUUUCUCGUCUUUGAGUUGUGCCGGAAUGGCGAGUUGUUCGACUACUUGACAAAUGUAGUCACCUUAUCGGAGAAGAAGACGCGCUACAUAAUGAAACAAAUCUUUGACGCGUUGCAGUACGUGCACUCUGAGAAUGUCGUACAUCGUGACCUGAAACCAGAAAAUAUUCUACUGGACGACAAUUUAAACGUUAAGUUGACGGAUUUUGGAUUCGCGAAAAUUUUAAAGCCAGGAGACAAACUAUUUGAGGUGUGUGGAACGCCGGGCUACUUGGCACCCGAACUCCUCAAGGCGGCCAUGUACGAAGAUGCGUAUGGAUACGACCAAGCCGUAGACUUGUGGGCAUGUGGAGUCAUCAUGUAUACGUUGUUGGUGGGCUGUCCUCCCUUCUGGAAUCGGAAACAGAUGAUAAUGCUGAGGAACAUCAUGGAGGGGAAGUAUUCUUUCGAUUCGCCUGAAUGGGAUUGUAUCACAGAAGCACCGAAAGACUUGAUAAGGAAGUUACUCGUUGUCGAGCCUAGUAAACGCCUCACAGUCGAUGAAGCAGUGAACCACGAAUUUUUUCAUGCUGUUCAUUGCGGCGUUAAGCAAUUUGAUGCCCGAAAAUGUUUUCGUAUGGCGAUUAUGUGUGUCCGUUGCGUCGUUAGGAUUCAGAGAUUAAAAAAUACCCCGGAAACGUUGUCAGUCUCAAAUGCAGGGAUGGAUCCUUACAGAAUGAAAGCGUUUAGAAAGGUCAUUGACAACUGUGCCUUUCGCGUCUAUGGACACUGGGUGAAGAAGGGCGAUUGUCAGAAUCGGGCCGCAUUAUUCGAAAACGUGCCAAAAACCGAGUUAAAGAGUUUGUACAUCAGUAAUUUAAAUAGGUUAUGAUGAUAGGAGCUAUACAUACAUGCGAAUUAUAAAUUUGAAUCUUUCCUUUGUGAUUUUUGUCCCCAUAUUGUUGUGUUUGUUAAUAGUCAUGUGACAAUUAGUCGGUCACUUCUUAAUUUAAGUCAUCGCGCUGGGUGUAUAUUGUCAUAUUGUCAAUUUACAUACAUAAGUUAAGUAUAAACAUAACUUAAUAAAGGACUAUCGGGUCGGGAUAGUGUUACGCUUGAUGGUGUUUUAAAAA